CGACAUCCGCCGCCGGGGAGGGGCCGAGAGCGAGGCGGGCCCGGCGGAGCCGCCGCGUUUCCCCGUGUCCCUGCCGGGGGCCGCGGGCCCCGCCGCCGUUCUCAGUAUGCCGCUGGGGCUGAAGCCCACGUGCAGCGUGUGCCGCAGCACGUCCUCGUCCAUGUGGAAGAAGGGCGGGCAGGGCGAGAUCCUGUGCAACAACUGCACGGCCCGCUCCGCACCAACCGGGCCCGCCGCCUUCGCCACCACCUCGGCCGCAGCGCAGCACAGCAACGGCGGGGGAGGCGGAGGGAAGCAGAGCAAGCAGGAGAUCCACCGGCGGUCCGCCCGGCUGAGGAACACCAAGUACAAGUCCGCGCCUGCCGCCGAGAAGAAGGUGUCCACGAAGGGCAAAGGCCGGAGGCACAUCUUCAAGCUGAAGAACCCCAUCAAGGCCCCUGAAUCCGUAUCCACCAUCAUUACCGCAGAGUCGAUCUUCUAUAAGGGUGUGUACUACCAAAUAGGAGACGUUGUUUCAGUAGUUGAUGAGCAGGAUGGCAAAACGUACUACGCCCAGAUCCGGGGGUUUAUCCAGGACCAAUACUGUGAGAAGAGUGCUGCGCUAACAUGGCUUAUUCCUACACAAGCCAGCCCCAAGGACUGCUUUGACCCCGCAUCCUAUAUCAUAGGACCAGAAGAAGAUCUCCCACGGAAAAUGGAGUAUUUGGAAUUUGUUUGUCACGCACCUUCGGAGUAUUUCAAGUCUCGAUCGUCUCCCUUCCCUACCGUCCCCACAAGACCAGAGAAGGGGUAUAUAUGGACUCAUGUAGGACCUACCCCUGCAAUCUCCAUUAAAGAAACUGUUACCAAUAAUUUAUGAUUUUUUAAAGGAACACUUCGGACCAGUUGUUUUCAAUAUAUUCUCAGGUUUGCAAAUCCCAUAGGAGAAGUUUGAAAACAACAACAGAAAGGAUAAAGUGUUCUGUUUACUUUAUGGAUGAUGGUAUUUAUUUUAAAAUACAUCUCAUCUGUAAAAUG
Molecule: messenger RNA, 1017 nt
Organism: Coturnix japonica (Japanese quail)
Lineage: Eukaryota; Metazoa; Chordata; Aves; Galliformes; Phasianidae
Gene: GATAD1
Product: GATA zinc finger domain containing 1
Biological process (GO): chromatin organization; regulation of DNA-templated transcription
Cellular component (GO): nucleus
Molecular function (GO): zinc ion binding; sequence-specific DNA binding
Source: RefSeq, a predicted model, not a curated record